Messenger RNA from Ixodes scapularis (black-legged tick), 1315 nucleotides. RefSeq lists its product as uncharacterized. The coding region runs from base 107 to 760 and encodes 217 amino acids. The record is from RefSeq and is a predicted model, not a curated record. The transcript has 4 exons. Lineage: Eukaryota; Metazoa; Arthropoda; Arachnida; Ixodida; Ixodidae.
AAAAAGCAGAGUGCCGCCUUGCGGAGCGCGUCGCUGUCCCGUGUUUUGCUGGUGGCGGUGCCGCCGGGGAUUUUAAACUCGCCGUUCGCAUGACGCUGUGACGGCUAUGCACCUCACGCACUGGCUCCUAGUCGGCCCGUGCUCGUUGCUGCUGACGGUGCUGCUGUGUCCGGCAGGGGCCAAGCUGACCGGGGCCAAGGCCAGCCGGACGCCUCCGCAGGACUCCCUCCAGAGGCGUGGUAAAGCGCCUCCACUGCCCGAGUGCGCCACGCAGCAGGUCUGCAGCGCCCUGUACGUGCGGCUGAACCGGAGCCAGCCCCUGUGCGCCUGUCCCUCUGCCUUCUCCAGGCCGUGCUCCGAGUCCAAGGUCCUCGACGAACACACCAUCAAACUCGUCUCCACAGACAAGAGCGGGGCCUUCAACCUCGUCAAGGUGUGCGAGCCCGUGCUGUCCAUCCGGCGCUGCAAGGAGCCACGCGACUGGCAACUGCUGGCCCUGCAGAGCACGCGCACGGGGCGGGCCCACUACCUGCUCAUCUGCCGCUGCCCGACGGGCUCCAGGCUCUUGGGCCCCGUGAGGCACUCGGCGCCGCCCUACGCCAACAUCCCGGGAAUCCGCGUGUACGGCAUGCUCUGCGCCCAGGACAGCCCGCCCAGGGAGAGCAGGGGACACGCCCAGCAGCGAGAGCUCUACCCGGAGGCCCCGUGGACCCGAAUUCUGGAGGUCAUCAAGCAGAGUGGUAUGGACCACCGUCUCUGAUGGCAGAAGUGGCGGUCCGACAGCCAGUCGACAGCCGCCUGCGUGCCCAAUUCUCGUGUUUACAGCCAGGGGACCAGGCUGGCGCCCGGAACUCAGUGAAAGCAGGGUCAGAACCAAGAGGGCCGGGACUCAGCCACUGUGUGACAUUCCCUCUCCGCAGUGAACGGGAACGAGUCGGCAGACGCCGUCCAGCAUCUAUGACGCCGACUACCUCGUUGGGUCGCAAAGGUGCCGAGCGCGUCUUUCGAAAAUAAAUGUGACGUUAACCGCCGAGCUCGGACGGACGCUGAAGAAUUUGCUGAGUAGUAUGAGCAGCAACUGAGAGUCUGUUACUUCUGGAAAAGUUCCGAUUCUACUACUCGUUCUUUGUCGGAUAGCACACGGCGGGCCGUUCGCAUUUAUCGAUCAUAAAGAGAAAUUUAUUCUCCUUUAGGCUCUUGUUUCUCGGACGAUUAAAAGGACCUUUGUAGUGAAGCCGAUUUGUUCUAAACAAGAUACCGACUCGGUUGUUUUGGCAUGUGUGCUAGAGAAUCAAUAAAGCUACAUUAGAGCAAA